AUGUCAAUCCAUCUUCCAGAAGAGGUAAUCAACAGCAUACUCUUAAAGUUACCAGUAAUUUCUCUAUUAAAACUCAGGUGUGUUUGUAAGAAAUGGUUAAAGCUGUUUAGUGAUCCUAAUUUUAUUGAAAUGCAUCAUAAACAUACUAUUGAAAGGAACAUAUGGAGUCUCAUGCUUCUUGUUGAGACAUCAGAAUUUUCUACGCAGAAAAAUCGCCUGUACUCGGUAGAAUUUCGUACUCCCUCGCCAUCGUCAUCAUCAUUAACCACUUAUUAUGAAGAUGUGGGGAUAGAUUUACCACGGUGUUCUAUCCCAAAUUAUGAAUGGGUUGGUGUUAUGGAGUCUUGUGAUGGUUUGAUUUACUUGCGUUAUGAAGCAGGGCAUGUUUGCCUUUUCAACCCAUUUACUAGAGAAUUUAAGGAAAUACAAUUACCAGUAUUAGUUGCUGAUGACUACGAUUUCAGUAUUUAUGGAUUUGGAUACGAUUCAAAGAUUAACGAUUUCAAGAUUGUAGACAUCUCCGUCACUUGUGAGGAGAGAGGUGAGGCAUUGGGACCGAAUUCAUGGACAAGUAUAGAGAAAGUGUUACCUGUUCACGACGAUGAUAUGGAUGGAGAAGGGGUGUUUGUUAAUGGAGCUCUUCAUUGGUUGACAACUUCUUGCAUUUUAGCUUUCGAUAUCGAGGACGAGACAUUCCAAGAACUGCCACAACGUGUCUUCGGUACUGAAAGAGGGAUCUGUGUACUGGGUGGAUGCCUUUGCAUAUCUAGCAGAAAAGAUAAUGUUAGUUUUGAGGUAUGGGUGAUGAAUGAGUAUGGAAUUGGAGAGUCUUGGAGUAAAUUUUUUGCCAUAUCCUCACCAACAUUUGAAAAGUGGACAUAUUUCAAACCAAUCCACUCUUUCGAGAAUGGUUUGAUUCUUUUACGGGUUGGUGAUUCACUUGUUUCGUAUUACCCAAAGCAUAGAACAGCUAGAACUCUUGAGUUUCAAGGGAUUCCAGCUUGGGCCAACUUAACUACUCUGUUUGGAAACCUAGUGUCACUUAACUCGGGUACCUAUAUGCGGUCUCAGGAACAAACAGAGGAUGGAGCAGAAUACAUUAACGGGAUUCCGUUUUGA
Messenger RNA from Papaver somniferum (opium poppy), 1119 nucleotides. RefSeq names its product F-box/kelch-repeat protein At3g06240-like. NCBI's taxonomy places the organism in Eukaryota, Viridiplantae, Streptophyta, Magnoliopsida, Ranunculales, Papaveraceae. The record is from RefSeq and is a predicted model, not a curated record. Bases 1 to 1119 code for a protein of 372 amino acids. The transcript has a single exon. Gene Ontology annotation, molecular function: protein binding.